This is a messenger RNA of Brachypodium distachyon (stiff brome), 1319 nucleotides long. Its product is annotated as EPIDERMAL PATTERNING FACTOR-like protein 1. The transcript is spliced from 2 exons. The record is from RefSeq and is a predicted model, not a curated record. Lineage: Eukaryota; Viridiplantae; Streptophyta; Magnoliopsida; Poales; Poaceae. Bases 416 to 790 code for a protein of 124 amino acids. Gene Ontology annotation, biological process: stomatal complex development; guard cell differentiation.
AGAGAUCAGGAAAAUCUAGAGCGGGGAAUAAGAAAUAGAGAGAGACGUCUCCUGGAAAUUGUGCCUCUACGUGCUCUCUUAUCGUCGAAGCCUUCCCUUCCCCAUGCCGUCGUCUUUGUUUCUUUGACCCCUUGGCGGCCUCCUCCUUCCUUGUCAGUCGUUGCGUCACCAGUGCAGUGCAGUGCAGCAGUGCCCUCCCGCCCCCAUAGAUACACAUACGUUGAUACAUACACGCGCGCUAGAGCGGCAGUAGAGCUAGCUAAAGCUUGCCUGCAGCUUCUAGAUUCCUGCUAUAAGUAGUAGCCUUCCUCCUCUUCGUCUUCUUCCUGUUGUUGUUCUUCUUCUUCCUCUACCCUUGUCCCCAUACCUGGUUCUGACUGACUGGCUGACGACUGAGCGGUCGAUCGGGUUCACCAUGAGCUCACCAGCUGCCAUGCUUGCCAUCCUGAUCCUCACGGUCGCCGCCUCGCUGAGCCUUCUUCUCCUCCUUGAGCCAGCCUCCGCCGCCAGGCAUCCAUCAGCUCCCCUCUACUCAUCCUCUCCCACGCAGGGCGGCGGCGGGGAGAAGGAGGAUCAGGAGCAGAAGGUGCGGCUGGGGUCGAGCCCGCCGAGCUGCCGCAACAAGUGCUACCAGUGCAGCCCGUGCGGCGCGGUGCAGGUGCCCUCGCUCGCCGCGCCGGCCGGCCCAGCGACGACGGCCCAGGAGGCGCCCCCGGUCGUGCCGCUCUCCAACAACUACAAGCCGCUCUGGUGGAAGUGCCAGUGCCGCGACCGACUCUACGACCCCUGACGCGCGCCAUCGAUCGAGCCUCCGAUCCGGGCCAUCCGGCACAGAGAUCGCCGGCCGGCGACGGAAGGGACGACGGUUUUUUUUCUUUUGGGGGAUGGUAUGAUCCGUGGAGUAAAUUUCUACACAGUGGGUAGCUAAAAACCUCCAGUUCCGUCCUGAAUAGAAAUUUUGCUCCUAUCAAUGGUCCCUGCUCUUUGGGCUUUAGCAUUAGGACAUUUUCGUUUAAUUUUUUUUGUUUUUGUUUUCGAUCUAUCCUCAUUUCCAGUUUCUGCUUAUGAUGUUUUGGACCGCAUCUACUGCAUGUCGGGUCUCACUCUCAUGUACAUUAAGCAUGUGCUGCUGUGCUGACCAAGGUCCGAGGGAUGGAAUCAUGGCGAAUCCAUCCAUCAUUGGGUGCUGGGCAAGGAUAGAGUGUAUAGUGCUGCUAGUUAAUCCCCUGUCCUUGACUGUCCCCGUGUGCAUCAUGACUGUUUUCUCCUUCUUCGAUCUUUCUGACUUGCUUAAUGAUGAUUACACUUGAUUUUCGAAA